AUGUUCUCCGGAGGUCACUCUUACCCUGCUGCAGUCCAUCAGCACAACCCUGGCCUCUAUACUCCCAUGGCUGCUCAGUACAUCCCUCACGGCUAUCAUCAGCAGCAGCAUGACAACAGCCCCAUGUCGCAGACUUGGACACCCAGCCACACAACUGGCGACGUCCCAACCCUCAUCACUCCACGCCGGGACUCCAUCUCAUCGAACGAGAACGACGCUCCUGGCACUCCGUCAUACGCUGGCUAUCCCACCUAUCAUUCGGUCCCUGGAGUUGCAAUCGUCAAUCGUUCUCCAACUGGCAUGUACACGCAGAGCUCCCCUUCUCCUACUCAGGUCCUCGCUCCCUAUGGCAUGCCUUUGUCGAAGAUGGCUGAGCACCGCAGCAUCUCUCCAAGCCUUCACAUGCUUGUAAACAAGGAGCCACCCAUCCCUCAGGCAAUUCCAGCCCCCAGCUCUCCCUUGAAACCCCUUGACAGAGCUCUGGAGAACAUUCGCGGUGAGACAAAUGUCUACAUCCGUGGCCUCCAUCCCGAGACAACCGAUGAGAUGCUUGAAGGCUGGGGCAAGCGCUUCGGAGACAUUCGCAGCUCCAAGUCGAUCAUUGAUCACUCCACGGGCCUUUGCAAGGGCUUUGGCUUCGUCAAGUACCACAAUUACGAGGACGCCGAGAACUGUAUCCGCGGCUUUCAUUACCUGGGCUAUGAAGUUAGCUUUGCCAGAGAAUCUUUCUACUCUAAACUCAAGACGUUCGCUGAUGAGGGUAACACCAACCUCUACGUUUCCAAUCUGCCCAAGUCUUUGAAUGAGCACGAGCUUGCAUCUGUGUUCACACCUCACAAAGUCUGCUCGGCCAGAAUCCUUCGCGACAAGAAUGGUACUUGUCGUGGAGUCGGCUUUGCUCGUUUCGAGUCCAGAACGGUCUGCGAGGAAGUCAUCAAGAAGUUCAACAACUACAAAGUCAACGUCGCAGGUGAAGAGUACACGAUUCAGAUCCGCUUUGCCGACACUCAGGAGCAGAAGCAGCUCAAGCAGCAGACAGCCGCCGCUCGCCAAUUCCGCUCUGCCGAGUACGAGUAUGCUACCCAGGCUCACAAGGCUGGUUACUCCUCCAGCCGUGGCUCAUACGCCUCCAACAACGAGUUUGAGACGUACAUGACAACCAGGUCAGCUUCUUGA
Molecule: messenger RNA, 1176 nt
Organism: Aureobasidium melanogenum CBS 110374
Lineage: Eukaryota; Fungi; Ascomycota; Dothideomycetes; Dothideales; Saccotheciaceae
Product: RNA-binding domain-containing protein
Exons: 4
Coding region: 1-1176 (391 amino acids)
Cellular component (GO): cytosol; ribonucleoprotein complex; nucleus
Molecular function (GO): poly(U) RNA binding; mRNA 3'-UTR binding; poly(A) binding
Source: RefSeq, a predicted model, not a curated record